CAACAAGAAUUACUUUUUCUUGGUCAUCGUGAUACAUAUGGAUUAAUUGAUGAUAGAUCAACUUCUUCAUCAUAUUUUGUACAUAGAGUUGGUACAUGGGAUGGUGAUUAUAAUGAACCAAAACAAGUUAUUAUUAAUAUGGAAUGGGGAGCAUUUGGUGAUAAUGGUUGUUUACAUCAUAUACGUACAAAAUAUGAUGAAGAAGUUGAUCUAUCAUCAAUUAAUCCUGGCAACCAAACUUUUGAAAAAAUGAUUUCAGGAAUGUAUAUGGGUGAAAUAGUACGACUUAUAAUACUUGAUUUACUUCAACAAGAAUUACUUUUUCUUGGUCAUCGUGAUACAUAUGGAGAUUAUAAAACUCCACUUUAUAAUCGAGGUGGUUUUUAUACAAAAUUUGUUUCUAUUGUUGAAACUGAUGAAGGUAUUAAAUUUUCAAAUACACGUCGAGUACUUGAAGAUAUUGGUAUUCGAAAUCCAACAUUUGAUGAUUGUGUUAUUGUUCAACAUAUUUGUCGACAAGUUUCUAAAAGAGCUGCACGAUUAGCUGGUGCUGGUUUGGCAGUAUUAAUUAAUCGUAUGGAAAAACCUAAUAUUACUAUUGGCGUUGAUGGAUCACUCUAUCGAUAUCAUCCACGAUUUAAACGAAAUAUGGAACGAUGUAUGGAAAGUUUAGUUCAAAAAGAUUUAAAGAUAUCAAAACGAUUCAGCCGGGAUUCAAAAUAG
Rotaria sp. Silwood2 is the source of this 723-nucleotide messenger RNA. Lineage: Eukaryota; Metazoa; Rotifera; Eurotatoria; Philodinida; Philodinidae. The record is from the annotation of a GenBank genome assembly.